Molecule: messenger RNA, 1443 nt
Organism: Peronospora matthiolae
Lineage: Eukaryota; Oomycota; Peronosporomycetes; Peronosporales; Peronosporaceae
Source: the annotation of a GenBank genome assembly
AUGGCCGCGAACAAGGGCGCGCCACGACGGAAACGUGCUGCUCCCGAGUCUGGAGGAGCGAAGAAGAAGCCGACGGAAGCAGCCAAGAAGAGACAGGCGGUCGCAGCGAAGAGGAAGCACGUGCGGGAGCUUGCAAAGGCGGGACGGUGGAACGAGAUUGAGCGACUGUACGGCAAGAAGAUCGUGAUCAAGGCCAAGACCUACGUGGAGACUCAAGGCGCGAAGAAGAAGACGCCACUGGAAAUCGCAAACGAGAUCUUGAUCAAGAACGGGUACUUGCCCUGUGUCCCCGACACGGCUGCAAGUCGGACCCCACCGGCUCUAAUAGUGCAUCAAACGGCAGGGUCCGGUACUCGGGAAUGCAGACCAGAAAGGAUCAUUGCUGCAGCAGCUCCUGACUCACCGGUGAAGCUGACAAAGGAACAGCAGAAACGGAUCGAGACGAGAAGACAAGAAGCGCUUGAAAGACGUCGACGAGUCCAGCAAGUCGCUCGGACAUCUGUCCAUCCGCCUCCGGCUGUGAUCCAGCCAUCACGUCCUCCUCCUGACGAGGCGCAUCGUAGAUCACGUCAAGCUGUUGUCCCGGUGCAAGAGCAGCAUCUUUUAUCAUCACAAAUCUCAAGAAGGGAGUCAAGUUCAUCUGAUGGGCAACAGGAGACUGACACGCAUCGCGUUGUCACCGUCGGGAGCAGGCCUCGGACAAAUGUAGUGGCAGAAAUCAAACACGCUCGACCUGAGUGUUUCUGGGACGACCUCGAGGCGGCUGCCGAGAUUGUCCAGUGGGAAAACGAGCACAUGGCGGAAGCGGCCCUUGAGCCUCAAGCACCUGCAGCGAAAAUAGCUCCUGACGAAGAGUGUGGCGGCAGUCAGCAGAGCUCCCACUAUCGACGAGAGUUACCGACAGCUAUCCCCAAUCAGCCACCUGCAGUCAUAUCGUUUUCUCAAGAGCUGCUCGCCGCUGCAGACAUCAUUCAAUGGGAGAAAGAGCAUGAAAGUCUACCGGAAGUACCAGCAGCUUUGGGCAGUCCUGGUGGUGAUAGCUCUGACGGUGAUCGGGAGCUCGACGCACCACAGUUUCAGCUGUUGCCUGUGCACGUCACCGACGAUUUGGAGCAGCCCAGCAGCGAUCCCCGUGGUUCUGUGCAUGAUUAUCAGGUCGACAACAACAGCUUCGACCGACCAAUUAGCAAUGGCCAGCAACAUCCAAGUCGUCAACCCCAUCAUCGCUCUUGGGUUGCUGCACCACAGCCAGCCCUGCCACACACCAACGCCGUCCCUGCCAGAGUGACGGAAACCAGUGGGGUCCAGCAGCUCCACCAGACUGCAUCGCAUCCACCUCAAAGCCACCACAGCCCUACUACGACAGAGUUCAUCGACAAGCACCUCUUGGAAGACAAGCUCGAGUUUCCGGUUCUCGAAUUUCUUGACAUGAUGCUUGCUUGA